Molecule: messenger RNA, 5310 nt
Organism: Symbiodinium sp. CCMP2592
Lineage: Eukaryota; Dinophyceae; Suessiales; Symbiodiniaceae
Source: the annotation of a GenBank genome assembly
AUGCGGCUGUGCCAAGAUGCAAAGUAUUUCAGGUGGUCGCCUGUGGAAAGAGCUGGUGCUGAGGUCAUCCGCCCCAAGUACAACCAGAACCUCGGCCGGGAGUGCGCACAGAUCAUCUGUGCACUUGGCAUCAAGUCCGUGGUGUACUCUUCCGAGGACGCCCGGUCCCUUCGCCACUCCAGGAUUCGGCUGCUCCGUGUCUUCGUGAACGCUGGCGGCGAGGGGGUGAUCUUGCGGCCAGUGCUUCAUCUUUGCGUACAUCCCUGUGAUUUCGGCCACUCCCUUUCCUUUGUGAACGACCUCUGGCUGCUGAUGAUGGAGAUGCAGGUGGAACAUGACGGCCGACCUGAGCGUGGAAGUCCGACUGAGAUUGCCGAGUCUGAGGAUGAAUUCAAGCCCUCUGGUGCCAUGGACCUAGAUGAUGUGAAGCAGGAAAAACGCAAACGAGAAACACGCAUCGACCGGGGUGAUCGGGUUCGUGAUGGUGCUGCUGUUCCUGUCGGCGACAGUCAAGAGGAGGACGAGGAUCUUGACAGCCCUAGCAAACGCCCACAACAUGGAGAUGCACCGCUCAGUGGACAAGAGAUUCGUGCACUCCUUCUUGGCCAUGUCAGUGAAAUGAAAGAAGCAUGGAGAUCCUUUCAGGGCCGUCUGGACCGGGUCGAAAGUGAGCAACUCCAACAAAGCCAUGAGAUGAUUCACAUGAGGACCCGCACUGCCGCGCUUGAGAAAACGAACACUGGACUUCAGAAGGCCCAGGACCUGACUGCAAGGAACCUUGAUUCGCUUUCUGAGGAUGUGAAGAAGAUGAAGGUUCAGAUUGAAGAUCUUCAAGCUCGGCCCCCUGCACCUGCUCCAGCUGAUGCUCGCCCGGUCGGAGCUCCAUGUGACCCUUGGGCCGAAUACACCAGACGACGUGAACAGGGUGACAUCUUGGACGGCAAAGCACCCUCCUCAUCAGUCAAAGCCGCUACCUCCUCGGCAAAUGAUCGUCCUGGUGAAGCUCUGAGUGAAGACGAAAAACGUACUCUGGUCUUUGGUGGCUGGGCUCGCGAUACCAAGCGAAGCAUCAUUGAAGCUGAAAGUGCGGCAUUCCUUGGUACUGAGGGUAUGAAAGCACUGACUGAUGUGCAAAAGCUCAUGAUCUAUGGCCCUCGACGCUCGGUUGGGAUGAUGAAGUUCACUGAACGUGAGGGGGAGACUUUUCGAGAUGUAAAAAAUCGAAUGUGGGAAGUCAUCAAGAUUGUUGCGAACAGCAAGGUUGAACUUGCGAGUACCAAGGACCUGGGUGAGCCUAAAACGAUGUGGGCGAGUUUCGUGAAGACUAAGGCAGCCAGGGCUAAGAGCACUUUGAUUUCCAUGACCCGACGAGUCGCUUGUGAUCUUGCGAUGGGAGCAAAGAAUGCUGAAGGGGGCAUCAAGUUCAUCCAGCAUACCCUGCCUUCGGCCUUUGAUUGUGAUUGGAACAUGGGCACCAUCUGGUGCGGUGAUCAUAAGCUUGCGAGUGCGACCCAUCGUGCCCCACGUGACAACGAGACCAUCUUGAUGCCGGGAGGCUGGGUCGACCUUGACGCCAUCUCUGCCAUAACUGGGCAUCGUUGGGGGAGAAUCUCACUGUGGAACCUGGCCGGUCAGUCAGUGAAAAUGCUUGACUUAGCGGCGGAGGAUGCGGACUGCAUCAUGGUUCAAGAAAUUGCUCGUGGCAAAGCUGGGUUGCUUCUUCUCGUGGCAUCUGGGUCCUGGCUCGCCUUCACGGAAUUGGUCGCCAGAUUGAUAUCCUUCUUGUCAGGGGAGUGGGGUGUGAUUCCAUUACGAUCGAACCGGUCUUCUCUGGCUUUCCGCGACACAGAUGAGACCAAGAAUGCAAUCAUCAAGGCUCAACGAACUAGAGACAAGGCCGAUUGGAAGCAUGUGCACCAACUUCGUCGUUUUGCUCGCAAAGCUUGGCAAGAACAACGUCUCAGUCGUAUCCUUGCUGGUGGCUGGGAUGAAUUCCGUUCUCUACAAAACGAAAAGAAACGGCAGAAAGGAUGGUGGGGUGAACUUCUCCAGGACCGCUCAUCUUCGGAUCUGACCCGUGAAGUCCAGGCCCACUUGGAAUCCAAGAUGGUGUGUGGAAAUAUGAACACUUGGGACACUGAGCUUGAUGAGUUGAUUGCUGCUGUUAGGGCUGACCACGCAUUUCUUCCCUUUGACCUGUUUGAUGUCAGAACGGAACUGCAGUCAAUGCGAUGUCGCAGCGCGGUUGGUCCGGACGGCAUCGGCGUUCACCUCCUUCGGGAAAUCGCCAGUGAUGCACACCUGGGUGAACAAUUCCUGGAGCUCAUUAAUCACAUAGUGAGAACUCAGGAGACGCCUGCCAAUUGGAAUGUUAGCUUCCUUGCCCUGUUGGCAAAGUGCCCAUCUCCUCAACGUCCGAAAGAUCUCCGACCCAUCGCUGUCAGUUCGGCCUUCAACAAGCUGGUCAAUCGAUUGGUCUGCUCGCGGACUUUCCCCAAGCUCAGGCGUGGUUCGAAAAUCAGUGCAUGUGGAAGGGGACGGCAAGCCGCGGAUUUGAUCGGGGGUGUUUCCCGUAUUCGUGAUGUCUUCCAUGAAUGGCGAGUCCCGGGACUUCUCUGCAAGCUAGAUGUGGCAGGAGCCUUUGAUCGUGUUGAUCGCCGCAAAGUUGCUGCUCUCCUUCUGGAUCGUCUGAAGAAUGAAGGUGUGCCCGCUGAACUGCGCUAUCUUCUUGGCCAACUCCGGAGUCAUGAACUGAGAGGGAAUGUUCCUGGGGGUGAGGUCAUUUCUUUCCGUCCCAAUCAGGGAAUCAAACAAGGUGCUCCUGAGAGCGCCGAGAUCUUUGGACUUCUUGUUGAUUCUCUCCUCUCUGAGUUGAUUGAAUGCCGCGCCUGGAAGACAAUGGGUGGGGUUGCAGCUGACUUUGAUGUUGACCUUCUCUUCUAUCAGGAUGAUGUCUUCUUGGUUGAGAGUGACCUGGGACGUCUUGUGCGUCGGAUCCGCACUGUUGAUCGUUGCCUGCAUAAGGCUGGACUUUGUCUUGCUACGGACAAAACCAAGAUCAUCUGCACGUCUGAUUAUCAUGGACCCAGACAAGCUCGGGUUGCUGGAGAUCUCUUCUCCGUUGCUGAGACCCUCGAGUCUGUCAAGGUACUUGGGGUGAACUUCAACUUUCAUGAUCCACGUGGAGUUGGACUGCUGGUGCUGUACACUGGCACGCCUCUGACCUACACGCUGCCAAUUCGCUCCAACUCCAGCUCCUUCGUCGUGCCUUUGGACUCAAGAGACUACGCGGUGAAGAUUGGGUCACCUGGAAUCAGAGAACGCUCCGAUUCUGCCGUGUUUGGAUGUGCGCAAAUAAUGUUUCCAGGUGGAGUACGAAAAUCUUGUCUCUACAGCAUAAUCUUCAUGGCCACUGGGCUCGGAGAAGUGAAUAUUGUAGAACGACUGCCCGCCACUCGCCGUGCUUGCCGAUGCGAACCAUACUUUGGCGAUGCACGGACUGGUGGCGUCACCAACAGGCUCUCAGUGAUUCUGUCGGUUUCCGGCACCCUUGUCGGUUCUAUGCGUCCAACCCCGAGCGUCAAGUUGCUGAUGCUCAUGGACCUCGCUGGUUCGAUCUUGCUCAGGCUCGCCCGAAAGCUCCCGCACCCUGCCUACGUCUCCACAAUGUCGGUGAUCGCCCUCGCUCGGCUGGUCCUUCAUCGUUGGCUUCUUGUACAUGGCACUGUUUGGGAUGAACAACACGAUGGUGCUGAAGGUAGCUCUUCCAGCAGCUCUUCGCAUGUGGCCCCGCUUCCCGCUGUCCGCCCUUCGUCGUUCUCCUACGAGCAGUAUGUGACACACAUGGCCCUGGCCUGGGAUGAAGAUGUUUCUCUUGGCCUUCAACUACAUGACUACGCGCAGAUGAACACGGAGGAGGAGGACAUUCUUGGUACGGCUCCCCUGCCUGCUGACCUCCCAGUGCCAUUUGUCGUUGACGCUUGUGUUCCUUCUUCUGCUAUGGAUGUUGCUGCUCCUGGAACCCUGGCUGCUCUACCUGGUCCCGCUGUUUCUCCUGCUGCUUUGGAUCCUCUUGCUGUCGCUCUACAUGAUGGACGUCGUCUACGUGGACUUGCUGCAUGCUCUGCCCCUGUGUCCCUGCAGGCAGCCACUCCUGGACGUCUUGUCUUCCUCGUGGGCGUCUUCGAGUACAUCCCAGAGCUCCUCGUCGUCUUUCUCUCGUUCGACGACUUCCUCUUCUAUGUGGGCAACUGGAAGUACGUCGGUGCCCCCUGCGCGAACCUGGACACUGCGACUGGACUUUGGCCAGCCAGUGAGUCUGGUGAUCCGUGGGGCACAACCUGGCACUCGGAUCCACCUGCGGUGGCCAAUGAUCCGGACUGUCGGGACAGAUGGCACCACCCGGACGGGUCUAUUCGCAACCGCCGCCAGGAACGGCUACAGCAGGAGUCCCUUCAACCCAUCGAUGAAAACCAGAUGGCCUUCACCAUUGAGGCUUCUGAACGUCGCAGUGAUGGACAUGUGGUUGUUGGGAAAACCUUUUAUGGAGACCACUUCGAAGUUUGGGCUAGUGGUCUUGGAGCUGCACACGAAGAGUCUACAUCGGCGGGUAGCACUGGUGGCAGUGAGCCAUCUGACACAGGAGGCACUUCUGAGAUGGACGGGACACCAGUUGCACCCUCGUCCAUGCCUCCGGAUGAUGCCGUGAGUGACGACCCGGUUUCAUCCUCGGAGUCCAGUGACAACCCUCCUGUGGUGGGCUUUUGGAGACAUGGUGUCUUCGUGCCGCGCGCCCGCUCUGCUCAAGAACUACGUGAUCAUCAAGGUGGCGGGGGAAUGCAAAGAUGGCUGCGGAAGCAACGCAGAAUGCACGCCUAUUUCGCAGGCCAAUGGAAACCUGCAUGGUUGGAAAAAUAUAUCCGGGACAAGCAGGCGAGAGAAAGUACGGCAGCUACAACUGCUCAACAGGAUGAGAUGCAUGGCUUGGACUCCGAACCUUCCGAGAAUGUCCCGCCUUUGGCGUCUACCUCAUCCACUGGAGGCACUUCGCAAACUAAUGAGUGGGCCUGGACAGGAGCCCACACACGAUGCUUCGGAAGUGUGGGAGUCCCAGCCGGCCUCUGGCUCCUCUACCUCCUUGCCCUCCGGCUCAACAUCGUCAUCUUCGACCUGGAGCUCUUCUACUUGGAACUGGACUACCUGGACAACGACCUCUGGCACCACGUCGUUAUCCUCGACCUGGAACUCUUCUACCUGGACUUCGACUACCUGGACAUCGACUUCAGGAGCGAGGCCUUCUUCUUCCUCUAG